This is a messenger RNA of Besnoitia besnoiti, 2169 nucleotides long. RefSeq names its product putative polypeptide n-acetylgalactosaminyltransferase 12. The record is from RefSeq and is a predicted model, not a curated record. Gene Ontology annotation, biological process: regulation of Notch signaling pathway. The transcript has 9 exons. Gene Ontology annotation, molecular function: Notch binding. NCBI's taxonomy places the organism in Eukaryota, Apicomplexa, Conoidasida, Eucoccidiorida, Sarcocystidae. Gene Ontology annotation, cellular component: Golgi apparatus. Bases 1 to 2169 code for a protein of 722 amino acids.
AUGCCGGGGUCCAUUCCGUUCGGCGGCGGGACUGGCGAGCCCGUUCCUGCGCCCUGGCCAUCGCGGGUGUCUGUGUUGAAUGCGGAGGCGGCGGCGACCGGCAAGGACGCGAAGGCCCCGCGCUCGCUGAACCCCAAGAUGAUUGCGCGCCUCAAGCGGCGCUGUUUCCUGCGUCUGCUUUUUCUCGCGCUCAGCGGCGCCAUCUUCUGGUGUCUGUUCGUCUGCGGCUUCCUCUCCUACCUCUUCCCUGCGGCCUUCAGUCGCGAUCCCCAGGCGCACUUGCUCGACCUGAACGCCCCCGGCGUCACCGCGUUCCACAAGCUCCUUAAGGGUCUGCCCCUGCCGCGGCUCCACGAGAAAACGACAAUCGACAACAGCGCCGUCGUCGUCGGCGUCCACGGAACCGUGAAGGCGCCGUAUAGCAGACUCGUGGAUCACCUUUUGAAACUCGCAACGCUUCCGAUUUUGACUGGAGAGCCCCGAUACGUCACGGGCGACGACCUGUCGGUCAUCAUUCCCGUGCGCAAUGAGGAGGCGUAUCUUCCCAAGACGCUCAAGUACUUGUUCGAAACGACGCCGCCCGAGCGCAUCCACGAGGUGAUUAUCGUCGACGACAACAGCGACCAGCCGAUUCAAAAACUUAUUGAGGCGUCGCUGCCUGAGCACAUGCGAAAAAAGAUGCGGUUCAUCCGCUUUGAUUCGUACCAGGGUCUGAUUCGCGGGAGAAUCGCAGGCGCGGCGAUCGCGACGAGCGAGAAUAUCUUCUUCCUCGACGGUCACUGCAGGCCGAAGCCUGGCUGGGCGGAGCCUCUCAUCGCGCAUUUGAAGAUCAACUACCGCAGAAUCGCGUGCCCGAAAAUCUACGACAUCUAUGCGACGACGUGGGAAGACGUGGGCACCGACGGCACCAAGAUGAUGUUUGAGUGGACUUUUGAGUUCGGCUGGUUCGAAGACCUCGAAGACGAAGUUCCCGUUCUCUCCGGCGGCAUCCUCGCUAUGACCAAGAAAUGGUGGCUCGAAUCAGGGCUCUACGACGACGGCAUGCUGGAGUGGGGCGGGGAAAACCUCGAGCAGUCAAUUCGCGUCUGGCUUUGCGGCGGCGAAAUCGUCGCGGUUCAGGAGUCCAAGAUCGGUCACAUUUUCUCGCGGCCGCCGAAGCCGAACCCGGGGAAUCGCCUCGUCAUCCAGGUGCAGAAAAACCAGAAGCGCGCGGCGAAGGUGUGGCUGGACGAGUACUACAACUUGUUUUACAAAUAUCACCGCGAAGUCCGCACGCAUCAAGAGGGCGACACAAGCGCGCGCAAGCGCCUCCGCUUUGAGAAACUGACUUGCAUGCCCUUCCAGUGGUUCGUGGAGAAAUUCAAAACGGCGUUUGAUCGCAGCAGCCUCUUGGAUCACAACUUCUUCCACAUUCAGCACGCGCACACCGGAAUGUGCCUUUCUUCGAAAAAGUUCCCCGGGUUCCCCGACGAGCGCCUCGUUCUCGAGCCCUGCGAGAUGAAGACGCGCCGCCAGCAAUGGACGGUCGCAGGGGGGGGUCGUCUUUUGGCCAAUCGCGACAAGAAGUGCGUGGACGCCUACGGCAACCAGGAGAAUCUGCGGGCGCCAAUUCUGUGGAAGUGCGACUGGAACAGCGUGCUGCAGAACAAAAACGCGAACCAAUUUUGGCAGUUCGACGCGUCUUUCCCCGGCAAGCUGCCUGCGUCGCUCAACGCGACCGGCAGAAUCUUCUCUUUCCAACAUCCCGACGCCACAUCGCUGACGGGUCACGACACGCUUCCGGUGUACAGACACCUGGCGGUGUCGCACAAGGCGCGCUGCCUCGCGACGGAAGACGAGCCGGAAGCCGCAGAAAAGGCGGAGAAGGCAGCUGGCGCGGGGCCCCGUGACGUUUUCGUCCGCUGGCGCAGCUGCGACGAGCCCGUGGUCCCCAGCCCCCCCCCCUCCUCUCCAGGCGCCCCUCCCUCAAGCGCGACGGCCGCGGAGGCCGGAGCGAAAGCGCCGCCGGCGCUCAACGCCGGCGACCGCAUGCGCUUCGAACCCAAGUGGAUCUACGCGCCGCUCUCUUCGCGCUUCGGCGUGCGGACGCUGCAAGACGCCGAGCGCAUCACCGACGCGGCCGCGCAAGCCUACGUCGACAAUCCGCCGCAGCCCGUUGAUGCAGACUAG